AAUCCGGCUGAUGGCAAACUAGAGCAUACUUGGAUCUAGACUCCCCAUGGAUCUCAUCUGAAGAAUAAUUGAUCCCUAAUAAGACGGACAGAUGAUAAAAAUGAAGAAAAUCGAGAAAGAGAAUGAAGGAGUUGGAGGAGAGAGAAAAUCCGAAAAAGAUCAGAGCUGGAUCCCAAAGAUGAUUAAAAAGAGAGUGUGCACCACCUUUGUGGAGGACUCAUCCAGUAGUGGGGCUUUGUGCCAGUGUGGUGGACCACGGGACAUCCAUGCAUCCAUAACGACUGAUCAUGUGAUCAGCCAGUGGGACAGUGAAGAACACACCUCUGAAUACCCCACCGAUGCCUUUGGACAGCUGGAGUUUGCUGGAGCCGGACGCAGAAACAGUCCAUUUCUGCGCCUGGCACAUGAUACACCUCCGGACAAUGUAUACUCGCUGAUGACGUCACAGUGGGGCCUGCCGAUACCCAAUCUGGUGGUGUCUGUGGUGGGGGGAGAGGGGAAAGAGAAGGUGAAACCCUGGGUGCGAGAAGUGAUCAGACAGGGUCUAGUCCGGGCCGCACAGAGCACAGGGGCUUGGAUCAUAACGUCAGGUCUGAGGGAGGGUGUUGGCCGUUGUGUAGGUGAGGCAGUAAGGGAUCAUUGUGCAACAGCUUCAUCUCUUUCCCAGGCCAAAGUUAUAGCUGUUGGUGUUGCGCCCUGGGGAUUGAUUUACCAACGUCAGCAACUCGUAAACCCACAGGGUAGUUUCCCAGCGCGGUACUAUGUGCACAACAUGCCCCAUGAAUGCAGCUGCCUGGACAACAACCACCAGGCCUUCCUUUUGGUGGAUGAUGGGAGUGUAGGACACAGAGGUAGUGAAACAAUGUUCAGAGCCAACCUGGAGGACUUCAUCUCCCAUCAGCGCACUGGCAUCUGGGGUAGUGGAAGCAUUGAGAUUCCUGUUUUGUGUGUGCUGAUCGCAGGAGAUGCUGCAAUGCUGGAGAGAGUGGAUUUAUCUCUGAAAAACACCACUCCAUGGUUGGUGCUGGCUGGCUCGGGUCCAGCGGCAGACCUGAUAGCGGCAAUACUGAAGGAUCUCAACAUACCUCUGAGUCCACCAGUGAGUCCCACUUUACCGACCGCUGCCGAGGAAAGCAGGAAAAGUGCCAGUGUUGAGCUGAGGGACCAAGUGAGAGAGAAAAUGAAGAAACACUUCCCUUCUGAGACUGAACUGGAGAAGCUUGUGGAUCAGGCACUUAGUAUCUAUCACAACCGAGAUCUGAUCACUGUGUUUCAUGGAGACCAGGAAGGGCGAGAUGACUUUGACAGAAUCAUCCUUAGAGCUCUCGUAAGAGCUGCUAAACGGGAUGCUAAUGAUCCUAGCGAGUACACUGAAGAGCUGAAGCUGGCAGUGGCCUGGGACAGAGUGGAUAUCGCCAAGAGUGAACUCUUUAAUGGUGGCAUCCAGUGGAGGUAUGAAGACCUUGAGGAAUCAAUGACUGAUGCGCUGGUGAACGACAAGCCCCAUUUUGUGCGUCUGUUCGUGGAAAACGGCUUAAACAUUCUGGACUAUCUGACGUAUCAUCGUUUAGAGAGUCUUUACAGCUCACUGUCAGACUGCAAUCUGGUGUCCUCAUUCCUCCAGAGGAGGCUGCAGGAACGAGUGGGCUUAGUUGGCUCUCAGACCCGCUUAGCUUUACAUGAUGAGAAUGACUCUUUCAAGAGCCACGCCACCACCCUCACCACCCCGUCUGCUGCUCGAGACCUCACCCUGUAUGAGGUUUCACGGGUGUUAUCAGAAAUCAUGGAAGAUGUCUGCCAGCCAUUUUACUACGCUCCUCUUGGAGUAGAACAGGGAUGGGCCUCAAGGAAAGCAAUGAAGCAUGUGAAUAAGUUGCUGCGAACUGAGAGUGUGUACCGGAAACAGCGCUGUAUGUCUCCCUGGAUAGCUCUGUUCAUUUGGGCUGUUCUUCAGAAUCGCAGAGAAAUGUCUAUCUACUUCUGGGAAAUGGCGGGGGAGUCGGUGCUAAGUGCUCUUGCUGGGUGUAAGAUAUUAAGAGAGCUCGCCAAGUUGGAGACAGAGACUGAGACCAAGCUUUCCAUGAAAGAACUUGCUCAAACCUUCGAGAAUCUGGCACAUGAUGUGUUCAGUGAGUGUUACCAGAGCAAUGAGAGCCGCUCUUUCAAGCUUCUCAUCAGACAGUCACCUGUAUGGGGUAGCGCCACCUGUCUGCAGAUGGCCACCGCAGCUGACGCCCGCCUCUUCUUCAGCCAUGAUGGAGUGCAGACUUUACUGUCAGAGAUUUGGUGGGGGGACAUGGACAGCAAUACAGAAGUGUGGAAACUAGUCCUCUCGUUUUUUCUGCCUCCCUUGAUCUACACCAACCUCAUCAGUUUCAAGGAGCAGGAGAAGAACGAAAAGCCAGAGGAAUUUCAUCAGGGUAAAGAAUUAGACAGCGUCGAUGGAGCCGAGUCAUUGGCUGAUGUUAUAAACACGGAGGACGACGUGGAGGAAUGUAACGCUUUAAGAGGAAAACCGGAAGCAUCAAAGGCGAUCACUCUAAAACGGCCUUUUUUAUUGCACCGAUGGCGGCAGUUCUGGUUUGCACCGGUCACUUCGUUUCUAGGCAACGUGUUGAUGUACUUCCUCUUCCUUUUCCUGUUUGCUUACAUCCUAUUGGUUGACUUCAAGCCCCCGCCUCCCGACGGACCCGCCCCCUCAGAGCUUGUGUUGUAUUUCUGGGUUUUUACUCUGGUCUGUGAGGAGAUUCGACAGACGUUUUUUGUAGGAUCUACCACUGUACUUCAAAGAAUGAAGUUGUACAUCCAAGACAUCUGGAACAAGUGUGACAUCACGGCCCUCGCGCUCUUCAUUCUUGGGCUUAUCUGCAGGAUGUUUCCAUGGACGUAUAAUUUCGGUCGUGCGGUACUGUGUGUCGACUAUGUGGUCUUCACGCUCAGACUCAUUCAUAUAUUUGCAGUUCACAAACAACUUGGUCCCAAAAUAAUAAUAGUUGGGAAAAUGGUGAAAGAUGUGUUUUUCUUCCUGUUCUUCCUGGGGGUGUGGCUAAUGGCAUAUGGAGUAGCCAAUCAGGCGCUGCUGUACUCCUAUGACUCUCGUCCUGGUUGGAUAAUUCGGCGAGUGUUCUACAGGCCAUACAUGCACAUAUAUGGGCAGAUACCACUGGAUGAAAUUGAUGCUGACAAGCGACAGGAGAGAGAGUGUACAGAUAAUGUCACGCUCAUCCAUCAGGGGGCGGAGCCAUGCCCACAGUCUGAUGCUAACUGGCUGGUUCUUAUUCUGCUGUCAGUCUACUUGUUGGUCACCAAUAUUCUGUUGGUGAACUUGCUCAUUGCAAUGUUCAGUUACACAUUCAAUAAAGUCCAGGAGCACAGUGAUGUACACUGGAAGUUCCAGCGCUACAACCUGAUCGUGGAGUACCACUCUCGCCCCUGCCUCUCCCCGCCCUUCAUCAUCAUCUCCCACCUCCAUAUCUUCUUCAAAAGAGUCAUUCAGAGAUUGCCCUCCAAUAAGAGCCAACACUUUAGAACUAUCCCUAGAGAGCUCUCCAAGUUGGAGACAGAGACUGAGACCAAGCUCUCAAUGAAAGAACUUGCUCAAACCUUUGAGAAUCUGGCUCAUGAUGUGUUCAGUGAGUGUUACCAGAGCAAUGAGAGCCGCUCUUUCAAGCUUCUCAUCAGACAGUCACCUGUAUGGGGUAGCGCCACCUGUCUGCAGAUGGCCACCGCGGCUGACGCCCGCCUCUUCUUCAGCCAUGAUGGAGUGCAGACUUUACUGUCAGAGAUUUGGUGGGGGGACAUGGACAGCAAUACAGAAGUGUGGAAACUAGUCCUCUCGUUUUUUCUGCCUCCCUUGAUCUACACCAACCUCAUCAGUUUCAAGGAGCAGGAGAAGAACGAAAAGCCAGAGGAAUUUCAUCAGGGUAAAGAAUUAGACAGCGUCGAUGGAGCCGAGUCAUUGGCUGAUGUUAUAAACACGGAGGACGACGUGGAGGAAUGUAACGCUUUAAGAGGAAAACCGGAAGCAUCAAAGGCGAUCACUCUAAAACGGCCUUUUUUAUUGCACCGAUGGCGGCAGUUCUGGUUUGCACCGGUCACUUCGUUUCUAGGCAACGUGUUGAUGUACUUCCUCUUCCUUUUCCUGUUUGCUUACAUCCUAUUGGUUGACUUCAAGCCCCCGCCUCCCGACGGACCCGCCCCCUCAGAGCUUGUGUUGUAUUUCUGGGUUUUUACUCUGGUCUGUGAGGAGAUUCGACAGACGUUUUUUGUAGGAUCUACCACUGUACUUCAAAGAAUGAAGUUGUACAUCCAAGACAUCUGGAACAAGUGUGACAUCACGGCCCUCGCGCUCUUCAUUCUUGGGCUUAUCUGCAGGAUGUUUCCAUGGACGUAUAAUUUCGGUCGUGCGGUACUGUGUGUCGACUAUGUGGUCUUCACGCUCAGACUCAUUCAUAUAUUUGCAGUUCACAAACAACUUGGUCCCAAAAUAAUAAUAGUUGGGAAAAUGGUGAAAGAUGUGUUUUUCUUCCUGUUCUUCCUGGGGGUGUGGCUAAUGGCAUAUGGAGUAGCCAAUCAGGCGCUGCUGUACUCCUAUGACUCUCGUCCUGGUUGGAUAAUUCGGCGAGUGUUCUACAGGCCAUACAUGCACAUAUAUGGGCAGAUACCACUGGAUGAAAUUGAUGCUGACAAGCGACAGGAGAGAGAGUGUACAGAUAAUGUCACGCUCAUCCAUCAGGGGGCGGAGCCAUGCCCACAGUCUGAUGCUAACUGGCUGGUUCUUAUUCUGCUGUCAGUCUACUUGUUGGUCACCAAUAUUCUGUUGGUGAACUUGCUCAUUGCAAUGUUCAGUUACACAUUCAAUAAAGUCCAGGAGCACAGUGAUGUACACUGGAAGUUCCAGCGCUACAACCUGAUCGUGGAGUACCACUCUCGCCCCUGCCUCUCCCCGCCCUUCAUCAUCAUCUCCCACCUCCAUAUCUUCUUCAAAAGAGUCAUUCAGAGAUUGCCCUCCAAUAAGAGCCAACACUUUAUGUUGGACCUGAAAAGCAAAGAGGCCAGUUUGCUAAACACAUGGGAGUCGACGCUGAAGGAGAACCUGCUUUCCACACAAGGAAAGAAACAACGAGAGAGUGACACGGAGCGGCUCAAACGCACCUCCACAAAGGUGGACAGUGUCCUGAAGCAGAUGUCGGAGAUUCGCGAUCACGAUCGCAGGUUGAGAAAACUGGAGUCGGAGGUGGAGUACUGCUCUACUGCCCUCUCCUGGAUAGUGGAGGCGCUGUCUCAGAGCGAUCUUGUAAAGCAGACACGUCCACCUCCUCUUCCUUCCAAAGGUAUUGCUUCUAAACGGCCCACUUUUUCCAGAUCAAAAUUAUGCUGAUAAUGCAGAUACGUAAUCGUGUGCAUAUUUUAUGAACUUAUUUUUUGUGUGAUCCUUUGUGCCAUUUCAGCUUGACAUGUUAAAUGUCAAGAAGACAUUGUUUUUUUUAGAUUUCUUACAUUGUAUCAGAAAGAAUGAUAUGAUUUGUUCUAAAGUUUUGAAAUAUCAUAUUUUGAUUUAAUUAUUUGAGUUGACAAACCUCACCUAGGGGCAUGGAGUAAACUCUCCUUUGAUAGAAAAGAAAAAGAAAACAAUAAAAAUAAUGUAUUUAUGAUCAAAAAAU
Molecule: messenger RNA, 5663 nt
Organism: Sinocyclocheilus rhinocerous
Lineage: Eukaryota; Metazoa; Chordata; Actinopteri; Cypriniformes; Cyprinidae
Product: transient receptor potential cation channel subfamily M member 4-like
Exons: 39
Coding region: 92-5380 (1762 amino acids)
Biological process (GO): calcium ion transmembrane transport
Cellular component (GO): plasma membrane
Molecular function (GO): ligand-gated calcium channel activity; calcium-activated cation channel activity
Source: RefSeq, a predicted model, not a curated record